GUAUCCCUUCUCCCUUGUAUAAAUACAAACAAAGAAGAAGGGGUAGCGUAGUUGACAAAUGAAGAUUAUAAGCCAGCAAUAGCAUCAACUGUGAUCUGCUGUCCAAAAUCCUGCGUUAUAUAUGCAGCAAACGGCAAAGUUUCUUUAAUUCUUCAUAUAUAUUUAUUUUCACAAUCCGAUCAAAGCAAGACCAACAUAUAUAUUCAUUCAUCUUCACGUACAUAUCCCUCGUUAGUUUUCAGAUAAUAUGGUGCAGGAGCAGGAGAGUGAGACAAACAUUGUGCUGACGAAGCCAUUCUCUUUAGGAAAUGGGAAUGAAUCAGAUUCUGAGGUUUAUAGUGCGCCAAAUAUUUUGCAGCGCAUAUUAAGUCUGCUUACGAAUGUGCGGCCAGGAUCUGAUCUCACUCGCUUUCAGCUGCCUCCUCAAUUCAACUUCCCUAAGUCACAACUUCAGUGCUAUGGAGAAUCUAUAUAUUCCUCAACUUCAGAUUUGCUAAGCAGGUGUAACACUGGGCAGAGUCCACUUGAAAGGCUCAUAUUUGUUGUAGCAUGGAGCAUAUCCACCACACGACCAGCAAUUUUUGGAGUUGCUCCCUACAACCCCACUCUUGGAGAGACCCAUCAUGUUUCCAAAGGAAACCUUAAUGUCUUAUUAGAGCAGGCUUCACACCACCCUCCUGUAUCUGCCCUCCAUGCAACUGAUGAGAAAGAAAAUAUAGAAAUUAUAUGGUGCCAGUAUCCUGUUCCAAAGUUCAAUGGUACUUCAGUGGAAGCUCAGGUGCAUGGGAAACGGCAGCUGAAGCUCAUCAAUCAUGGAGAGACAUAUGAAAUGAAUUCUCCUCACCUCUUGAUCAAAAUUCUUCCAGUGCCUGGAAUUGAUUGGGUUGGCAAUGUAAAUAUCAAGUGCAUAGAAACAGGCCUUGUGGCUGAAUUAUGCUACACUAGUCAAUCUUUCUUUGGAUUUGGAGGGAGUAAAAGAUUGAUAAAAGGGAAGAUCAUUGAUUCAUCUUCAUUGAAGAUUCUGCAUGAAGUUAAUGGUCACUGGGAUAGUACCGUAACACUAAAGGAAACAAGAAGUGGAGAAAUAAGAGUGAUAUAUGAUGCCAAAGAAGUCAUUUCAGGGCUUCAAGCUCCUACUUUGAAGGAUGCAGAGAGUGUGUGGCUAACUGAAUCAGCUCUUAUUUGGAGUGAGUUGAGCCAAGCCAUUCUAAGCAAAGACUGGGAAAAAGCAAGAGAAGCAAAGAAAGCUGUGGAGGAAAGACAGAGGGAGCUCUUGAGAGAGAGAGAAUCAAAAGGAGAAACUUGGGUUCCUAAGCAUUUUAUUCUGUCUCAAAGCAAAGAAGGGAUCUGGGACUGUUCACCUAUUCAAAAGUGGGUCCCGGCAUCUCCUAUUGUCACCUUGUAAUUUGCUAUAUAGUUUAUAUUUGCCACUAGUUCCACUACUACAUUAUUAGUACUAUUUUAUAAAAUUAGGCAUGUGAAAGUUGUUGUCAAAGACAUCAUUUGCUUGGUCAACCUUCCUAAAAACAAGAACAACGAAAAUCUAUCUGGUAUUAGGCCCCUUAUUGGGUUGGUGCUCAGAAGGAAGAAAUUAUCUGUAGAAUACAAGUUUGGCUACCAGACUCAACGAAAUAUUGAAUUUAAUCCCCUUCCUUUCCCUUCAUUUGGACUACAAAAUUAUCAUCAGUUGUUAAAAUA
Molecule: messenger RNA, 1698 nt
Organism: Glycine soja
Lineage: Eukaryota; Viridiplantae; Streptophyta; Magnoliopsida; Fabales; Fabaceae
Product: oxysterol-binding protein-related protein 4B-like
Exons: 7
Coding region: 248-1405 (385 amino acids)
Cellular component (GO): membrane; cytosol; intracellular membrane-bounded organelle
Molecular function (GO): sterol binding
Source: RefSeq, a predicted model, not a curated record